CAAGUAAUUUACCAAGCAAGGUUUUAUUUCUAUCACAUAUUUCACAUAGAAAACUUGAUAUGGUUCUAAACUGUCUCAUGUAGUGCAGAGAGAACAUGGUACCUUUGGAAAACAUGAUAUGAACUUACCUUGUAUUCAUAAAAGUUUCAUGGCUAAGUGGAAACGUGAUAUUACUGAACAAAGGCUUCACUUGUCCAUAUCUUAAUUCUGUGUUCUGACAGGAGGAAAAAUCCAAACUGUGGUGGAGACACUUCUAGAAACAGAAUUGCAUGAAGAGUUGUCCUGUCGGCAAAUGUUGGAACAAAUUGCAAGUGACUUAACCAGGUCUCAAGACUCCAUGCUUAGUAGCUCUCAGUUCUGCAAACAAGGUGAUAUGCCCUGCCAGGUUGAGACAUGACUAUCUGUGACUAUCUGUUAGUUACAUAGGACAGAAACCUUACCUGGGUUAUGAGCAUAAACAGUCCUUCAGUGAUUUCUCAGUCUGUGAUCUUCAUCAACAAUUACACUCAUGAGAGAAGUCUUAUAGGUGUAAUGAGUGUGGAAAAAGCAUCUGUUAUAACUCUGCUCUUCAUAUUCAUCAGAGAAUCCACAUGGGAGAAAAAAAUUGUUUUAAUUUUAUUUUUUAUUUUUAAUUUCAGCUUCCUUGUUCAUUCUUCUUUGUUUGAAGUACUCUUUUUUGUUGUUCAUUUUCUUCUUCCUCUGGCGAAGUUUUUUUUGAUGUUAGUAGAGACAGGGUUUUGCUCUGGCUCACUGCUGUUCAUACUGGUCUUGAACCUCUGAGCUCAGGCAAUCCACCUGCCUCAGCCUCCCACAGUGCUGGGACUACAGGCAUGAGCCGCCAUGCCUGGCCAGGAGAAAAAUUUUGUAAGUGUGAUGUGUGUGGUAAGGAACUCAGCCAGAGCUCACAUCUGCAAAGUCAUCAGAGGGUCCACAGCAGAGAGGAACCAUUCAAAUGUGAGCAGUGUGGGAAAGGCUUCAGUUACAGAUCAGGAGUUUAUGUUCAUCACAAAUUACACACAGGAGAGAAACCUUAUAAUUGUAAGGAAUAUGUGAAGGCCUUCAUUCAUGAUUCAAAGCUUCAGGAUCAUCAAAGAAUCUACACUGGGGAGAAACCAUUCAAAUGUGAUAUAUGUUAUAAGAGUUUCUGUAGUAGAUCAAAUCUUAACAGGCAUUCUGUUGUUCACAUGCAGAAGAAACCAUUCCGGUGUGAUUCAUGUGGCAAGAGCUUUGGUCAGAGAUCAGCACUUAAUAAUCAUUGCCUGGUCCACACUGGAGAGAAACUGUACAGAUGUGAAGUGUGUAGAAAAGGCUUCAUUAGUGGGCAAGAGCUUUAUAGGCAUCAUAUGGACCACACAGGGCACAAACCAUAUCAUUGUAAAGAAUGUGGGAAGAGUUUCAGAUGGGCUUCUGGUCUUUCAAGACAUCAGCGUAUUCACAGUGGAGAAACACCUUUCAAAUGUGAAGAAUGUGGAAAGGGAUUUUACACAAAUGCAGAGCGCUGUUCCCAUCAGAGGGUCCACAGUGGAGAAUAGCCAUACAAAUGUGAAGUGUGUGGAAAGAGUUACAAAAGGAGGUUGUAUCUUGACUUUCAUCAGAGGGCCACAGAGGAAAGAAACUCUAUAAAUGUAAGGAAUGUGGGAAGACCUUUGGUUGGGCCUCAUGUCUUUUGAAUCAUCACAGAAUCCACAGUGGAGAAAAACCCACCCCCAGGGUGCCUGUCAGCUAGUCAGCUAGAUGAAUACACAUUCUCGCUCAUAAAUGAAAGCCGAAAAAGUUGAUCUCAAAAAAAUGGAGAAUAGAAUAGUGGCGACUAGAGACAGGGAAGGAUGCAGGGAACAGCUAUUCAAAUGUGUGGAAACAUAUUUACUCAGAAUUCACAACUUUAUACUCAUCAUAGGGUCCACAGUGGAGAAAAACCAUUCCAAUGUGAAGAAUGUGGAAAAAGAUUUAAUCAGAAUUCACAGCAUUAUUCUGACUGCUGAGUCCACAGUGGAGUAAAGCCAUACAAGUGUGAGCAGUGUGGGAAGGGCUACAACUGAAAAUUUAAUCUUGACAUACAUCAGAGAGUCCACACAGGGGAGAGACCUUAUACUUGUAAGGAAUGUGGCAAGUGCUUUAGCCAGGCCUCAAGUAUUUUGAUCAUAAGAUACUCCAUAGUGGAGAAAAACCAUUCAAAUGGGAAGAAUGUGGGAAGAGAUUUACUGAGCGUUCUAAACUUCAUUUCCAUCAAGAGAGUUCACACUGGGGAAAAGCCCUACAAAGUGAGGAGUGUAGAAAGUGCUUCAGGUGGGCCUCAACUCACCUAACUGAGACUACACAGCACAGAAAAACCAUUCAAAUGUGAGGACUGUGGGGAAAGCUUUGUACACAGUUUAUAACUUAAAGACCAACAAGGAGACCAUAGCAGAGAAAAAACAUACAAAUGUGAGGCUUGUGUGAAGGGCUACAAGAGGCACUUGAAUCUUGAUAUGCUUUUAUCAUUUUUAAAUGACACAUAAUUAUACAUAUUUAUGGAACACAUAAUUUGAUACAUGUAUCCCUGUGUAAUGAUCAAAUCAGUGUAAUGAACAUAUUUAUUAUUUCUUUGUGUUGGAAACCUUCAAAAUCUGCAGUUCUAUCUGCAAAUAAACAUUGAAUUGUUAUUGAUUAUAGUCAAUUUGUUGUGCUGUAGAACACUAGAGUGUGUUACUUCUGUUGUACUUUCUAUAUGUGUUAACAAAUCCAUAGCUGUUCCCUGCAUCCUUCCCUGUCUCUAGUCGCCACUAUUCUAUUCUCCACUUUUAUGAGACCAACUUUUUCGGCUUCCAUUUAUGAGUGAGAAUGUGUAUUCAUCUAGCUGACUAGCUGACAGGCACUCUUGCGGGGAGAGGGGGUUCCAUUUUCACAACAUCUGAAAAGAGCCUAACAGACAGAAAGGAAAUUUAAAUCUUUUUCUGUACAUUAGCCAGAAUCUGCCUUUUACAAUUAGCUUUUUUACAGUCUUGGAGAGUUCCUAAACAGGGGGAUGGGUAGCUGUGCAAGCUACCCUCCUCAGUUCUGGCCCAAAAUUAUACCUGAAGGGUGGAAUCAAUGACAAGAUCAUAAUCAUCAGUGACAAACUUGUCUGCUGCUUCUGUUAUGAGCCUAUGCUACAAAGAGGAGCCAUUUUGCAUUAAUUUCACAGUAUCAUGUAGAUUUGGCUAUCGCAAUAAAUCAUCUUCAUCCCCUUUACAACUUCUAAGUAAAAAGACAGAGUAUCUGAUUCUCUUUGCCAACAUUAUGUUCCUCUUUUUCAUUUCCAUAUUGGCCCUUUUACGUUUAGAACAGUAAAAUAAACUUUUUCUUCCUUCUGUCCUGAUCACUGGAUGAGAAAUUUUUCUCUAUCGUGAGUUCCACAUAGGUCUCCACCCUAACUAACACCAAUGUCAAACUGUUUAAUUUCUUUGAGAUAAUUGGCAACUUACUGACUUCUCUGAAAUUUGAUGUUUUUACCUCCAGUGAAUGAUAAUAAUACAGUUUAAAUGAAAAGUUUAACCCAGGAAAAUAGCUUUUCCACAGGACUGGGCUUCCCGUUUGGCCCUGACUCCCAAAUGGUGGUAUUUCCUGCUAACCCACUAGUAGCACAGGGUCUGGGGUAGAUGCUGAAACCUUUCUUGUUCCUUAUUGCCCUUCCCAAAUUCUUCUCC
Molecule: messenger RNA, 3665 nt
Organism: Nycticebus coucang (slow loris)
Lineage: Eukaryota; Metazoa; Chordata; Mammalia; Primates; Lorisidae
Product: zinc finger protein-like
Exons: 1
Coding region: 831-1532 (233 amino acids)
Biological process (GO): regulation of transcription by RNA polymerase II
Molecular function (GO): RNA polymerase II cis-regulatory region sequence-specific DNA binding; DNA-binding transcription factor activity, RNA polymerase II-specific
Source: RefSeq, a predicted model, not a curated record